Juglans regia (Persian walnut) is the source of this 3361-nucleotide messenger RNA. RefSeq names its product increased DNA methylation 1-like. The record is from RefSeq and is a predicted model, not a curated record. Lineage: Eukaryota; Viridiplantae; Streptophyta; Magnoliopsida; Fagales; Juglandaceae. The transcript is spliced from 20 exons. Bases 310 to 3126 code for a protein of 938 amino acids.
AGAGAUACCUACAUUUUUUUUUAUCUUACCUGAAUUAUCAUACUAUAUUUUGUUUUUUUUACUGAUCCUGCCUUUGCUCUUUCGCUUUUUUACUCUCUGCGACUGACCCAAUUACACCCUAUCUCUUUGUUACCAAUCCUAAAUUCCAGAUUCCCAUAUUUCUCCUCGAAUCCCCCCUGUUCCAACCGAUCAAUCUCUCUUUUUUUAUCUCCCCUUCUAAACCCUAGAAUCUAAGUGUAAUCAUUCGCUAAUUUUGAUGAUGAUUUUUUCGGAGAGUUUUUCAGAUUGGGAGGGCAAUUCUCGAUUGACAUGAAGCGAGUGUUGGAGUCUCCGCCCGAACCGGGCGAUUCACUCGGUGGUGGGACUCGGGCCAAGACUACCCAGGCGAGUUCUUCUUAUAUCCAAGUUUCUGACACUACUAAUAACGUCUUUAAGAGAUUCAAAGGUUCUGUGGUGAAUGGUUUAAUUGUUUAUACCCGUGAAAGAAAGUCUCGGUUUAAUUGGUCCACUGGACUUUCCGAGAACGGCCAUAAUAAGCAACUGUGCAGCUCGGAUGAGACCGCAAUUAAUGUAAACGCUUCGCUUGAGGAGGGAUGCAAUGGAAAAAUUGUCCAAAUUGUACUUGGUGACGAACCCACUUGUAAAGGGAGAGAGCUGGUACUAUCUCAAGCCAAGGAAACAGGUGCCGAGGGGAUUACUGUCGCGAUUGCUGCCGAGAGUAGCGAGGGAAAGAAUGAUUUGCCUGAAGAAGAAGUUAGUCUGUUCACGUCAUCGUUGGUAAGACCGAAGGUCAAGCCAGAGCCGCCGGAGAGUUUAGUAAAUGCAUCAGAUGCUGCUCAGAAUGAGGAAAAUUUAUAUUUAGAUAGGUGGGCAACUGGUGGAGCAAGUUCGACGUUAGAGAAUAAGUUGGAAUUAAAGACGUCGAAGAAGAUUGGGCUGAAUAAGAAGCCCAUGACUGUCAGGGAGCUGUUUGAGACUGGUUUGCUCGAUGGGGUGACUGUAGUUUACGUGGGUUGCAAUAAGUUUCAAGGAUCUGGUCUUCGCGGCACAAUUAGAGAUGGGGGAAUUUUGUGCUCGUGUACUUCCUGCAAUGGAUGCAGAGUUAUUCCUCCUUCCAAGUUUGAGAUUCAUGCUAGUAAAACAUACAAACGGGCGGCACAAUAUAUUUGCCUUGAAAAUGGGAAGAGCCUGCUUGACCUGUUGAGGGCGUGCAGGGCCUCUUCCCUGAAUACGUUGGAGUCAACAAUUCAGAACAUCAUUGGUUCCCCACCCGAAGAAAAAUAUUUUACCUGUAAAAGAUGCAAAGGUUGCUUUCCCAAGUCUUGUGUGGCAAGAAUAGGGCUCCUAUGCAAUUCAUGUGUUGACUCACAGGAAUCUCAUGGUACCCCAAAUAGUGAGGAUGUUAAAAUACUCGGGACAUCAACAUCAUUAUUGAUCUCAAAGUCCACUAGAAAUGCUUCAACUUAUGUUUCUCCACAACGUGAGGGUCAAUGGAAAGCUUCAGACUCCGUUUCUCAACAAAGUAAAAGUCAAUGGAAGUUGAAAAAAAAGUCGCCAAAACGAGUUCCCUUCUCAAAGAACUCCAAAAGUGCUUCUGCACGUUUUCCAGCACAAAAUAAUAGACCUUGGAAAAUAACAACAAAACCAUCAAAAUCAAUUUUGAUCUCGAGGUCCUCCAAAAGUGCUUCAUUGUCUAUUCCUUUGCAAAAUAAGACUAAAUGGAAAAUAACAACAAAAGAUCAACGGUUGCAUAAGUUGGUUUUUGAGGAAGGCGGAUUGCCUGAUGGAAGUGAAGUGGCAUAUUAUGCACGUGGUCAGAAAUUGCUUGAGGGCUAUAAAAUGGGCUUUGGUAUAUUGUGUCGUUGCUGCAAUAGCGAGGUCAGUGCCUCACAGUUUGAAGCUCAUGCUGGCUGGGCAUCUCGAAGGAAACCUUAUGCAUACAUUUACACAUCCAAUGGGGUAUCUCUCCAUGAAUUGGCGAUAUCUCUCUCAAAAGGCCGCAAGUAUUCUGCCAAGGAUAAUGAUAACCUCUGCAUCAUUUGUGCAGAUGGGGGAAAUCUUUUGCUUUGUGAUGGAUGCCCGAGGGCCUUCCACAAAGAAUGUGCAUCUUUAAGUAGUAUUCCUCGUGGUGAUUGGUACUGUACAUAUUGCCAGAAUAUGUUCCAACGAGAAAAAUUUGUGGAGCAUAAUGAAAAUGCCGUUGCAGCUGGAAGGGUUUCUGGAGUUGAUCCAAUAGAACAGAUUACUAAGAGAUGCAUCCGUAUUGUUAAAAACAUAGAAGCUGACCUUAGUGGAUGUGUGUUAUGCAGAGGUUAUGAUUUUAGCAAAUCAGGGUUUGGGCCCAGGACAAUUUUACUUUGUGAUCAGUGUGAGAUGGAAUUUCAUGUCGGCUGUUUGAGGGAUCACAAAAUGGCAUAUCUGAAGGAAUUGCCAGAAGGGGAGUGGUUCUGUAGCGUUGAUUGCACCAGGAUAAAUUCUACUUUGCAGAAGUUACUAGUAAGAGGAGCUGAGAAGCUCCCGGACUCUCUUUUGGAUGUUAUAAAGAGGAAGCAAGAGGAACAAGGUUUAGACUCCAUUAAUGACAUGGAUGUUAGAUGGAGGCUUCUUAGUGGCAAAAUUGCAUCUCCUGAAACUAGGUUUUAUCUUUCAGAGGCUGUUGCCAUUUUCCAUGAUUGCUUUGCCCCUAUAAUAGAUUCAAUUAGUGGACAGGACCUUAUUCCAGCUAUGGUUUAUGGAAGGAACAUAAGGGGCCAAGAAUUUGGGGGAAUGUACUGUGCAAUAUUGAUGGUCAACUCAUUCGUUGUAUCAGCUGGAAUUCUUCGAGUUUUUGGUCGAGAAGUUGCAGAACUCCCUUUAGUUGCAACAAGUAAAGGUAACCAUGGAAAGGGCUACUUCCAAAUCUUGUUUUCCUGCAUUGAGAAGCUGCUGUCUUUCUUGAAUGUGAAGAGCCUUGUCCUCCCUGCCGCGGAAGAAGCAGAAUCCAUAUGGACGGAUAAAUUUGGUUUUGAGAGGUUGAAACCUGACCAGCUUAGCAAAUACCGCAGCUGCUGCUGUCAGAUGGUGACCUUCAAAGGAACAUCCAUGCUUCAGAAAAUGGUUCGUCAAUGUCGAGUCAUUGACAGUUGAGUGAAGAUGCAUUUUUUUUUUUUUACCCUAGCUGUUGGUUUUUGUAUGUCUUCGGCUUGUGCUGCUCAAUGAAGUUACUUUUCAAAGAAUUAAUAUUCUGCCCCCCCUUUUGAUAUUAGAUAAAGAAUUUUUAAAGUAAUUUUAGCAUAGAAACUGGUGCAAACAGAGUUUGUGCUGAGAAAAAAAUGGAAGUGAGGAAAGAAAAUGUUGCCCAACACGAGGGAAGGGCUAACUA